CACACACACACACACACUCAUGCACAUCUGCUCUUUCCCGUAGCCUCCGUCAAGGGUUGCCAUAGAAACCGGAGUGACAUAGAAGAAGGAGAAAAAGAAGGAGAAAGAGUCUCCGGGGCCCAAGGCGGAGGGACAGAGCAGCCAGGAGGAAGAACUUUCAGCCCCGCUGGCGGAGUUGCUCAGGCCCGGAGGACGGGAUGGUGGGAAGGGGAGCCCGGCUGGAUCCGUGGCGCUCAAGCGCCUAGGCUCCCUCUCUCCCUCUCUCUCUCUCUCUCCACCCCCCCGCACCAUGGCGGGGGUGGCAGGACGGCUAAGGCAGCCCGGGAGAGUCAUGAAUGGCAGUGACUGAGGACCCGUCAAACUGACCAACGGAGGGUACUCGUUCCAAGGUUACCUUCACUAAGGAUGUUCUGCUUAGCUCUUCUGCUCUUGGCUGGAUUUUCAACCUGUUCAGGAUCUGAAGUCAAUCCAGCAAUAUGCCGGUAUCCUUUGGGGAUGUAUGAAGGGACCAUCCGAGACGAGGACAUUACUGCUUCCAGCCAGUGGUAUGAUUCAACUGGACCACAGUAUGCCCGGUUGCUGAGAGAAGAAGGCGAUGGAGCAUGGUGUCCAGCUGGACUCCUGCAACCGGAAGACGUGCAGUUUCUUCAGAUCGACCUCCACAAACUCUACUUCAUCACCCUGGUGGGGACACAAGGGCGCCACGCCCGGGCCACCGGGAAGGAGUUCGCCCGGGCCUAUCGGAUCAAUUACAGUCGUAACGGCGAGCGGUGGAUCUCUUGGAAAGAUCGUCAGAACAGGCAGGUGAUCCAAGGCAACACAGACACCUAUGAGGUUGUGUUGAAAGACCUCCGCCCACCUGUCAUCGCUCGCUACAUCCGUGUGAUUCCAGUGACCGAGCAGCCCAUGACUGUCUGCAUGAGAGUAGAACUCUAUGGUUGUGUCUGGUCUGAUGGCCUGGAGUCCUACAGCAUGCCCGAAGGAGAAACCAUGGUGGCCCCUGGCAAUCCUAUCGUUUACCUAAAUGACUCAAUCUACGACGGUCACCAGGAACGGAAGCUCCUCCAUGGUGGGCUGGGCCAGCUUACGGACGGCGUUCUGGGACUGGAUGAUUUCACCAAGAGCCACCAAUACCGUGUGUGGCCUGGCUAUGAUUACAUCGGCUGGAGGAACGACAGCUUCCGGAACGGUGCUGUGGAGAUGGAAUUCCAGUUUGAUCACCAGAGGAACUUCACCUCCAUGAAGGUUCACUGCAACAACAUGUUUUCCAAAGGGGUGAAGAUCUUCGAGAGGGUGGAAUGCCUCUUCAAACCACAGUUGAUCGCCGACUGGGACCAGCAACCGGUGGGCUUGGACACCGUUUUGGAUGACAAGAAUCCCAGCGCACGGUUCGUGACCGUCCCCUUCAACCACCAUAUUGGCAAAGCCAUUCUUUGCCGUUUCUACUUCGCCGAUACCUGGAUGAUGAUCAGUGAGGUCUCUUUUCAGUCAGUCAACAUGGACACUCCUAAUCCAAUCCUGAUUACUUCCACAUGGAGUCCCACCACAGGGUUAUAUACCUCAUCAGAGGGACCAAAUACUACCCAGGGGACUUUGGGGAACACCGUCCUAGCUUCCGUCAGUCCCAGGGUCGAGCAGAAAGCAGAGGCCUCCAACUCUUCUCGUCUGAUCAGCUGUCUUGUGGCCAUCAUUCUUCUCCUUUUGGUGGUUAUCAUCGCCAUCCUGUGGAGACAGUACGCUCAGAAGCAUCUGGAGACGGCUCCCCGGCGAAUCCUGGAAGAAGAUGCCACGGUGCGUCUCUCCUUCUACAGCUCCAGAAUCGUCAAUAGUCAGACUCAGAUCCACCAGACCAAUCCCACCUAUGAGAGAGUCUUCCCUUUGGAUCUGGAAUACCACCAGCCUCUCACUCUCCUCCAGAAAUUGCCAGAGUUAUCUCAGAGCGCCGAAGACUCAGCCUGCAGUGGUGAUUAUGCAGAACCCGACCUCACCAAGUGCACCCCUCACCAGGGAUUCCAGAAUAACGUUCCUCAUUAUGCCGAGACGGACAUAGUCAACUUGCAAGGGGUGACAGGAAACAAUACAUACGCCGUGCCAGCCAUCACCGUUGAUUCGUUGACCAAGAAGGACAUCUCCAUUGCCGAAUUUCCCCGGCACCAGCUGCAGCUCAAGGAGAAGUUGGGAGAAGGACAAUUUGGGGAGGUCCACCUUUGUGAAGCUGUUGGUCUUCUGGAAUUCUUGGGCCGCGCUUCUCCAGAAAGUUCCAGCCGGGCAAUUUUGGUGGCUGUGAAGAUGUUGAGAGCUGAUGUCACCAAGACAGCCAGGAACGAUUUCCUAAAAGAGAUCAAGAUCAUGUCCCGGUUGAAUGACCCAAACAUCAUCCGUCUGUUGGGUGUGUGCGUGAAGGACGAUCCUCUCUGCAUGAUCACCGAAUACAUGGAAAACGGGGACCUUCACCAGUUCCUCCUGCAAAGGCAGAGUAGAAGCACCUUCACACGUUCCAGCAACGUUCCUUGUGUCAGCAAUCUCCACCUCUUGCUCAUGGCAACUCAGAUUGCUUCUGGCAUGAAAUACUUGGCGUCCCUCAACUUUGUCCACCGGGAUUUGGCCACACGCAAUUGCUUGGUUGGAAAUAACUACACCAUCAAGAUUGCCGAUUUUGGCAUGAGCAGGAAUCUGUACAGUGGUGAUUAUUACCGGAUACAGGGCAGGGCUGUGUUACCAAUCCGUUGGAUGGCCUGGGAGAGUAUUCUGUUGGGCAAGUUCACCACCGCCAGUGACGUGUGGGCCUUUGGCGUGACGUUAUGGGAGAUGUACACCUUAUGCAAAGAGCAGCCGUACAGUUGGCUUUCUGAUGAACAGGUCAUUGAGAACACGGGGGAAUUCUUCCGAGAUCAAGGCCGACAGGCCUACUUGUCCCAGCCACAUCUGUGUUCAAACCCUGUGUUUUCCUUGAUGAUGAAAUGCUGGAGCCGAGAUAUCAAAGAUCGCCCCACCUUUGAAGCAAUCCACCUGUUUCUCAUCGAACAAAUGGAUGGAAGUAUUGGACCUAUAUGAGAACAUGAAACUGUUGAAAGACCACGGUCAUUGGGCCAAAGGUGCUCAGGUGUCUGUCUGACUCCCUCUUUCCUGUGGACAAGACCAGGUGAAGUCAGGUGCACCACCAAAGUAACCGUUGAAGGUGUUAUUCCCGAGAUCUCUUCAAGAGGUGGCAAUGAUGGGGCCUCUUUAUCGUGUGGCUGGUGGCCAUCAUGAGAAGAAGCAGGACCCAAAGUUGAGGGGACUCCAUCGCCUCGGUGAGAGGAAUCCAUGUUCUGUAUUGUCCUCUCCGUGGAGGCAUCUUGAUAGCUGCUGCUUUUCUCAGCCACCAUUCAGAGUUCCAGAGGGCUGAGAAACUAACAUCUCAUGGAAUAUUUUUGUCUUCUUUCCUUGAAAUUUGGAGAGGAUCUUUUGUCUUUUCAUUUUGUCCCUCCUUCCUAGCUCUCAGCAGAAUUCACUGUCUCCAAAAUGAAAGAUAAUGUUCCACCUUUUUGGAAGAUCGGCUUCUUGGGAUAUCUGUCCACCUUUCCUGAAGACCACGUUUGGUGCAUCCUGUGGGACCUCCAGCUCCUCCUUUUCUGUCGUACCUGUCCUUUCUAUCUUUCAAUCAAACUUGGGGAGCUGAUGGACACUUGUGACUGCCGAUUCUCCAAAAGGAGAGACACGUCAAGUUUCCCACACUGGAUUUAACUACCUUGAUGAAGAGCAAAACAAAAACGAAUGUCAAGGUUGAUAGGAAGGCCUUCUAGAUAUCAACAAAUGGGAAGGAUUUACUUUGGGGGAAUGGCAUUAUCGUAGGAAGGAUUAAACGACACUGUGACUGAUAUCAAGAUGAAAUGGAUCUUUGGCAGCCCAAAAGGACUGAUUUUCAAAUCGUGCUGUAUUUAAAGUUGUCAAGAUGCCAAAGAAGUCAUAGCCCACCUUAGAACAUCUCAAUUUCAUUUUUCAUCCAGCCUUUCUUUCCUUCUUUAUUUUAAACCCCUUAAACACCUGCUGCUUUAAUUUCUAGGUUUUAAAAAAGUUUGAAAAUUAGCCAACUGGGUUUCUAGCCCAUGAGGAUUUAAGCCCUAAAAUUUGGAGUUUUGUGGGUAGGAUCUUGAGAAAGACUAGGAGAAGACAGAUUUGGCUGAAGAAAAAGACAACUCCUCAUGCCCUGAUUGUUUCCUUCUGCAUCUCCCCUGAAAGGGUCCAAAUUUGUAAAACAGAAAAUCACAAUUGGCCCAAUUUGGGAGUGGCGUCCAUCAUGCAAACUGACCACUUUUUAACCAACCUGUGAUUUCAAAUGAAUGUGCAGCAAGUUUGAUCAUUGUUACAACCCGAUUUGUUUUUUUUUUUAAAUAUGGUGCUUAAGGUUAUUGUUAAUUGCACAAAAUAAUAUGUGAGGAAUCAGAUGCAAAGCAGUUUGGUAAAUAUCUCCAUUUUUCCCAUGCCAGGAAAACUCUUGGCUGGAGACAGAUCAAAAGUUAUUUUUGAAAAGGCAACUGGACUGAUAUUGGAAGAGGAGGAGGAAGAAGAAGAAGAAGGAAGAGGUCUUUGCUGGAGACCUUUUGUAAACAUUCUCUUCCAGAAUUACAAUUUUCAGUUCAGGGAAGGAAAAUGAUGCUUUGAACAGUUUAACCGUCAACGCUUUUUCAUCCUGGCUGACCUGGAAAAAGGUAAACAUGGUUGGGAAACCACCUGGUGUACUUGGAAUGAAACAAACUACCUGGAUAUGAAACAAAUAGCAAACUUGACUUAAAAUAUUUACUGAAGUGCCAAGCCUUAUUCAAAUAGUU
This is a messenger RNA of Pseudonaja textilis, 4811 nucleotides long. Its product is annotated as discoidin domain-containing receptor 2-like. Gene Ontology annotation, biological process: multicellular organism development; cell surface receptor protein tyrosine kinase signaling pathway; protein phosphorylation. Lineage: Eukaryota; Metazoa; Chordata; Lepidosauria; Squamata; Elapidae. Gene Ontology annotation, molecular function: collagen binding; protein binding; protein tyrosine kinase collagen receptor activity. The record is from RefSeq and is a predicted model, not a curated record. Gene Ontology annotation, cellular component: signaling receptor complex; plasma membrane.